Molecule: messenger RNA, 2559 nt
Organism: Lethenteron reissneri (Far Eastern brook lamprey)
Lineage: Eukaryota; Metazoa; Chordata; Hyperoartia; Petromyzontiformes; Petromyzontidae
Gene: MRPS23
Product: mitochondrial ribosomal protein S23
Biological process (GO): translation
Cellular component (GO): ribosome; mitochondrion
Molecular function (GO): structural constituent of ribosome
Source: RefSeq, a predicted model, not a curated record
CCGAUUUGUCGUGAAAUCCAUGCGCACGUCUUGGUCACGCGCGCGCGCGUUGUGAAUGUGCCAGACUCCGAAUCCGUCGGGAGGUUGGCCCACACGAAGCUUGCAGUUUCUCUGGACAAAGUUAUGCCCUGGUCCCCCUUCCAUACGCUUGGCAAACGUGGAAUCAUUCAAAGGAACAUCUGCGCCGGUUUGAAAUUAUUCAGGCUUUGGUUUAAAUAGACUGGAUAUAUUGUGAGGAGCUCACAGAUCCUUCAGAUAUUUUGGACACGUUCCCGUUAGUGAGAUUCCUCCGGCAGGCAAGGCUGCGUUGGCUGGGUCAUGUUGCCCGCAUGCCCAGCCACCGCAUGCCCACGCAGCUUCUGUUUGGCUGGAUAGAGGGGGGAUAAACGGGCUUGAGACUAACUAGAGAAUAGAUGGAGUGAUGUGGUACAGGAGGAUGUGGAGCUGAUGGGACUUGCCGACGACUGGUACCGGCGGUGUCAAGAUCGGCCUCUUUGGGGGAGGUUGGUGAAGGACGUUGCUACUGGGCAGUUGGAGGCAGUCGCCCUCCAGCAACAACGGAGGGCGGAGGAGCGACGCUCACAACAACGAGCGGAGCGCCGGGUGGCUAAAACACAGCAAGUUGCCACAGUAGGAAACACAGGGUGCGUGACCUGAUGCGUGCCCAGGUGAUCAAGGAGGCCGACCGGCCAUUGUGGUAUGACAUCUACGCUGCCUUCCCACCAAAGCGCGAGCCCAAGUACCAGGGCACGUGGACGCCACUGCUGCCCACGCGCUCGCAGCGCAAAGUCGCGCACCGUGAACAGCUGCGCCCCGAGCCGGACCCCGUGCGCGCCAUCGUUUACGCCGAGGACACCGUUCGCGCGCGAUUUUUCCAGACAUACACUGCGGGCCGGUACGACCUCACCAGACCCAACUUUGUGUCGCUCUCACAGAGGUUUGUGCAGCGCUAUGAGGAGCUUCAGGCAUCUGGGGAUCACCCUGAAGAGAAUCUAUUUGAGGAAACUGGGAAAGCAUUGUUGGCGGAUGGCAUUGUCCUGCGGCGAAAAGGCAGCAAGCUUGAAACAGAGGCAGAAGCCGCCACCCCUGUGGGAGCAUCAGACCAGCCUUCUGAACCCGCAGCAUCUUAACCACGAAACAACACGUGCACCAGCAACUGAAUACUGUGACAUUCAUUGAACCAGCUUAGAGAGCUCACUGGUCGUGUAUAUCUAUUCUGGAGAGAUAUAUUCCAAAUAAUUCACACCAAAAUAGUUUAAUCUCUUUAAAUGAGCUAAAGGAACCAUCACCCACACUGCUCGUCAUGACCUUUAUCGCUAGCGGGUACAUCCCCCCCCCCCCCCCACCCUAUGGACUCCCAAAAGUAUUUUACCUGGUUCUAGAUUUGAAAUUUUCGUUACUGCAAGGAUUCAUACUUAUUGUUUUUUUCGGUAAAGUCACGUAGGUAAAAAUUAAAAGAAAUGAAAUUAAAUCAAGAUGUUUCGGAAGCAACAUAUGCCACCGUGAUCAGGUGUUGACUGCUCCAGCAAAAUUGCUGUGAUUUAAUUUAUUUUUAUUUUUUACCAACAUGACUUUACCGAAAAAAACAAAGUGUUUACCUGGGUCAAACAAAAAUAUGAUAGGACCAGGGUUGCAGUCAGUUUCCUCUAACUCGAAAGGGUCACACUGUAUAGCACAGUUUACGAAUCACUGCACCACUGCUGCCAUUAUAACAAUUCCAAAAGUGAAUGUUGGAGAUGGACCUUAACGAUGGAUCAAAUUUCCAUCAUGUGGCCAAAUCACAAUGUUCUCAAGGCAUUGUGGAUUUUUUUGUCCAUUUGGCAAUGCUGCCCUCUAUUGAGAGGCAAAUCAGAAACCAGUGAAGGGUGCAUGGCUGGAUUUUGAUCAGCUCAGUUUAUUUUGAGUUGAGGCUGAUUGACCUAAGAAGCGAUUUUCAUUGGCUACCUGACCAUAACGUCUGAUACGAUAUCAAACACGUGAUAUGGGAAGGUAGGGUUUCGAGAGGUUGCAUAGAAAAUCAUGGACAUUUUAUGAACAUGGAUAAUUACCUGAAUUGUGCGCAAUCGAAAGCUUGUGCAUCUGAUCCAGCUGUAAAUAUAUUGUGAUCACCCUGGUCAUACACAAGAUAUUUGAUGAAGCAUAAUUUACACUUCAUUGGCUUGGUAAUACCACAGUCGCUUGGGUAUUUCACAGAUUAUAUUAGUUUUUUUACUGCAAGAAAACAUCUGUUUAAUAAAUAACUAUUUAUGAUCCCUAAUCUUGCCUUUUUUCAGUUUUCACAAAGUACACAAUGUACAUUAAGCAAGUUAAAGCAAAUUGAUGUCACCAGCACGAGAGAGUUAUACCCGUGAAUUUCCGAAUGCUAUCCAAUUACAGCAGGGGACACCUUAUCGGAGCUGUGUAGGACACUGAAUUGUGGAUAUGGACAUCGAGGUUAUGAGAUGUUUCACAUCUUCAACUCUUAAGAUUUUUUUUUUCUCCCGAGUUUGGCAGCUCCUGUUUCCGACAGUGACUUCCCUUGCAUUAUUGCUUUUAAUAAAAAAAAAUGACAUCGCCUGA